This is a messenger RNA of Cataglyphis hispanica, 2967 nucleotides long. It is a transcript of the gene Tsf3, whose product is annotated as transferrin. The record is from RefSeq and is a predicted model, not a curated record. Gene Ontology annotation, biological process: iron ion transport. NCBI's taxonomy places the organism in Eukaryota, Metazoa, Arthropoda, Insecta, Hymenoptera, Formicidae. The transcript is spliced from 16 exons. Gene Ontology annotation, cellular component: early endosome; plasma membrane; recycling endosome. The coding region runs from base 16 to 2220 and encodes 734 amino acids.
CCUACACACGCACACAUGCAAACACUGGACGAAAUCGGUUGGAUCAGCGAUAUGGCGACAAAUCCGAAGACAAUCAUAGAUUUUUGUAUAUCUCACUGGCUUAUUUUCAUGCUUGUCAUCUUUGUAAAUAUCCAUGGAUCUGUCAAUAUCAAUAAAAAAUGGAGACUAUGCGUAGUGAAAACUGAUUACACUUCAAAAAGAAUUAUUUCACUUUGUUCGAAACUGGAUGAGAGUCCAAUAGUAUGUGUCAUAGAAACUGAUAGGUUCGGUUGUAUACGACGCAUAAUUGGAGGUGAUGUUGAUUUUACUGUACUGGAGCCAGAAGAACUUGUAGCGAUAAAAAACUAUUACUUAUACAAAGUUCUAGUCACGAGUGAAUUAAAACUCAUCCAACACGAAGCGGAGCGUUUUCAAAUAGUAGCCAUAGCGCAUAAAAAUGUGCAACGCAUAUGGGACAUUAAAGGCAAGCGAUUAUGUCAUCCCGGCUUCGACAAUUGGUCUACAGUUAUUUCAACGUAUCUCGAAAACUUGAUAAUUCGCAAAGAAUGCGAUUUAAAUAUGACACUAUUCGAGAAUAGAGUGCAUGGUUUAUCCAAAUUCUUUGAAAUGGCUUGCAUCGCUGGCCCGUGGUCGUCGGACACAAUAUUUGAUUAUCAACUGAAAUCUAAAUACAAGAAUCUCUGCGCCGCGUGCGACAAUCCAACCAGUUGUUACAACACCGACAAAUAUUAUGGACGGGAGGGUGCUCUAUUGUGUCUUACCGAUAAUAUGGGAGACGUCGCUUGGGUCAGAUUGGACGACGCUCGUGUGCACUUCAAGACUGAGAUGGUCGAUAGACGGGAUUACAAGUUUCUGUGUCCGGACGGUACCACAAAGCCGCUUAUAUUCGAUGAACCAUGCGUUUGGAUAUCAAAACCGUGGCCAGUCAUCAUAGCUACAAUGCAAAGUGCUGCGAAUAUUGCUCAAAUGAUGAGUUCGGUUCUCAAUACAACGUUCUGCUGGAAAAGCACCAUGUUGCAGCUGAUGGAAAAUUAUUACAUCACUGUGGCCGAUGUAGACACACUAGAAGUACCGUCCGAUUACUUAUCCCGAUUCCCAAAUUUCAUGAGCGCUUAUGCUCGAUCGGGUUGUCAGCCUUCAAGAGAAGUGCGGUGGUGCGUGGUGUCCAAUCUCGAGUCGCGUAAAUGUGACUCGUUGAGAGCCGCCUCUAUAGUUUACGGUGUUGAACCGAUGAUCUAUUGCUUCCAGGAAAAGAACAGAGAAUCGUGCUUAAAAGCCAUACAGGACAAUCUAAUGGACAUCUUUUUCGUGCAUCCUGAGGAACUUCUUGAAGCUAGAAUGAAAGGUUUAAAGCCUAUCGUCAAUGCGAUGACUAAUGCAAAAGAGGAAAUAAAUAGAAUUGUGGCAAUUGUAAAAGUUAAGUCCGCAUUUACGACCAUAAAGGAUCUCAAAGGUGCCAAAGCGUCUUUUACGGGAUACAAAAGCAUUGGCUGGAACGCUUUUGUAACAUUAAUGAGAAACAUAUCAGACGAAAAUUGGGAUUGUUCAGAUGCACAGGCUGUUGCAAAAUUCUUCAAGGAUAGCUGCCUUGUCAAUAUUCUCGAUAACAACGAAGAGCUUCCAGCUAAUUUGCACUCUUUAUGCAAAAAAGAUAUGAAGCGAACAAACGAUGAUUUAGAUGCCUUCAAUUAUUUGACUUCGGGUAUCGUCGACGUUGCUUUCGUUAAUCUCAAGGCCAUAGAAAGCAAGACAGAAAUCGGUGAUUUUUAUCACGAGAAGAUUGAUCAUAAGAAUGUCAACCGAAUGCCCAAGUAUAGGAUAUUAGGUCCGACUUUGACGGAUACUUCGCAAGAAGUUCCGUAUUUGCUCGCUUGGACAACUCUUGGUUCGAUAGUAUCGAAUGAGAAUAUGACGGACUUAAGACGCCAGGAGAUUUAUUCCAUGCUGCUCGAAAUGGAUAAGCUGUUUGGGAAGAAAGUUAACAAACAGUCACCUGCGUUCUUACUUUAUGGACCUUACGAAGGCAAUCUCAACAUUAUCUUUCCCAACAACACGCGACAUUUAGAGUUACAUGGUCAUCAAGUACUGAGAGGACGCAAUUAUGACGAAAUCAUAGAAGAUUUUAUGAAGCAAGAAGUUUGUAGUGCCGCAAGCACAUGGAUCUCUCAUUUCCAGGGAAUUGUUUCCCUUUAUAUGAUUGUUGUCAUUAUUCUAAAUUAAUUGUUGAGCUGCUGACAUUGAACUAUAUGCUCUCUAAAAACAGAUAAUACAAAAUAAUUUUUUAUUGAUAGUACAAUCGAUAAAAGUCUGGAUUUGUAUAAAAGAAUAGAUUUUUUUUACACAAAGUUUAAUUUUUGAGAAAAUAAAAUUAAAAAAUUGUAAGAUUAGUAAUCUUUCCUCUAUCUUAAGCUUGUAUAAUUUUGUGUCAAUGACACUGCAUGUUGUAUGUUGGUGGAUUCAAUAAUGCAAUUAUUAAUAUAAAAUUCUAAGAAAUACAUAUUCUUUUAGUGGUCUGAUUAUAAGACCACUAUUAUAUAUAAGACCAGUCUUGAAAGAAAAUAUAUAAUCUAAAUAUAUAAUUUAAAUAUAUUCUUUGUAUAAUAUAUUUAUAAAUUAUAUGUUUAUUUUUAUAUUGAAAAGUAAUUGGGAAUCCAAGCUCAAAAAUAAUAAGACGUUAUUAACUGUCCAAUUUUUAAAAUAAAUUUUCUCAAAAAUAAAAUGUGAAAAAAUUUUAUUCCAUUUUUAACUUAUUUUUAUAGAUAGAAUCAUCACUUUUUUUCAAUGGUACUAUCAAUAAUAAAUUAUUUGUAAUGAAAAAAACAUGACAUCAAAUCAUUUAGACUAUGUAUAAAAUGUUACAUAUAUCUCAACAAUAUAAUUUUAUUAUUUCAUUUUUAUCCUUUCUCUUAUAUUUAUAUUUUUUGUACAAUACUAAUAAAUAAAUGUAUAUAUAUGUAUAUAUAUAAA